Glossina fuscipes is the source of this 2305-nucleotide messenger RNA. RefSeq lists its product as uncharacterized. The record is from RefSeq and is a predicted model, not a curated record. The transcript is spliced from 6 exons. Lineage: Eukaryota; Metazoa; Arthropoda; Insecta; Diptera; Glossinidae. Bases 228 to 1724 code for a protein of 498 amino acids.
UUUUUUGUCGAAAGCAGACGGGAAUUUAACAAAUAUAACGAAGCAAGCGUUACAUCGCAUUAAACGACAUUAGAAAUUAAUUACGGUAACAAUAGUAAGCAGUACGAGUUCAAGUCAAAACUCUAUGUCAGCCCGAAAAUUGAAAUAAAGAAAAGAGAAAAAGUCGGAAUAGAAAAUAUUAUCGCUUGUUUUUUUUUUUUUCCUUUCCUGUUGUUUUUGCCGAUAUUAUGUCCAUUUUUGGUGCAGAAUUUGAAAAGAUAUGGCCUGCGGCUGGCUCAUCUCUAAAUUUCUCCGAUUACGGUAAAACAUUAUUAAAGAAGUGUCUUGAUGUAAAGAAACCGGAAACAAUAAAUGUCGACAUUCACGAAUUUAAAAGGAAGUCUUCCAACUUUCCCCUAGAGUUUGGCACCAACACCUGCCGCGUAAUAAGUCAACCCAAAGACCGGUAUCCUUACAUAGAAAGGCAAAUAGCUUCGGCUUAUCCCAUAAUACAUGAGCGUGUCUUGAAACUGUAUUUAGAUUUCUUGGAACAUAAAAGCAAUUACGGCAACGAUAUUGAAAAAGAGAUAUACGCUCAACUAAAUGUCACUGAAUUCGUGCAACGUCUACUGACCGAACGUUGUGCCAGUUUCUUUGGUAAAAAUGAUAAGUAUCUGUUAAUGUCAAGGGUGCGGGGCUGUAGUGGCUUCAUGCAAGUGGGAACGAAAGACGAAAAACCGCCAUUAAUACUUAGAAAUGUUUUAAGUUAUGACGAAAUUAAGCUAUCAGCUUUUUUAUCGGUCUCAUCCUACACCGAAUUCAUAAAUGAUGGUAAGCGGGAAAAUUGCGGUGUUAUUGAACAAAAUAAAGAGCGCAUAGAACGCGAAGGUCUAGUAAUCGGUAUUAUUGGCGCCCGUUUAAAUCGUCGCAAUGUUAUGGAAUUUCAAGAUAUUAUCAUAAGCGAAACCCAAAAUACAUCGGAAAAUGGUUAUGGCCUGCGAGAAGAGAUGACUGCUACAAAUAAAGCUCAAGAUUAUAGACGUUUGUGGACAGAAUUUUAUGAACAAUCUGAUUUUUUAUAUCAGCAAGUUUCGAAAGAUAAUCAACGGUUUGGUGAAUGUAAAAACAUGAACGAUAUAUUUGAUAAUUUAAUUAUGAAAAAACGUUUGACGAUAUCCUUUGAUACCUUAUUAAUGGAGAGCGAAGCAAGAGCGCAAGAGCAGAACAAACUGGCCUAUAUUCAUGUCGUAGGUAUAGGUUUGGGGGUGUGGAAAGUCGCCGAACAACAAGAGAAAAUCUUUCUCGAAUGCUUUCACCAAAGAAUCAAACAUUUAUUGCCAAAAUUAAAUCAUAUCGGAGUUAUACACUUUUCCUGGUUUCAAUUAAACGAAUGGGAGGAUUUAAAGAAUAAUAUAAAAAUUGAAUCGGAAACACAUCCGAACGAAGGCAUUCACAUUUAUAUCAGCAAGAGGAAUCCGGCCGAUAAACUGACUUUACCGGAACAUAAUGACAUGCUAUUAAUAGUUUCGUAUGCCUGGGACGGUAAUGCUUUGCCAGGCAAUGAAUUUUGGAUGAAAAUGUUGAAAUCUACAUGCGAUUCUUCUACUGCUUGCAGUACUUUGAUAACCGAAUUACAUAAUCCGUUCAUAAAUGAGAAUCAGGUUAAUGGCAAAAAUCUUCAUAUAGCUUCGGAAAAGUUCGGUGUUUUACAUAUAGCGGACUAUGUAAAGAAGAUUUUAGUUUAAUUGUUACGCCUUUUCCAUCUGUAUUAUCAAUCAAUUUAUUGUGAUUUUUUUUGUUCAAUAUUUAAUCAUUAAUAUUUAUUAUUUAAAUUAUCUAAUAAAAUGCAAUUGUCAAAUAAAUUGUAAAUUUAUUCAUUUUGCUCGAGCUAGGUGUUGCAUGUGCAAGGCGAGGACUGAGACUGUCUGUGUUGGUUUAUAGUGAAAGCGUCAGGGAUGUUUACAAAAGCUUUAAAUUACGCGUUUGUCGGCACUUGUCAAUCGAGAUUUGGAUAAGGUUUCUCGUGAGUUCCAUUUACUCAGAAAAUAUACGUAAGUAUAAGUAUGCUUCGUUGGCUGGAAUGUAACUUUCGCAAUACGGGAUCUUACUCUACACUGUCCUUCCUUGCAAAAUGAUUGAAUUAAUUGGAAGUGUACGCCUUCGCGUUUAUUAUCGUUUGUCAAUCUUCGUGUAAUGUUCCCCUUUAAGCAGACCUUAUAAUGGCAACUGAGUAAUGAUUUAAACUCUAGUGUUCCAUGCACUUUCUCCUUAUCCUUAUAAAUCUGUCAUUCGCUUCUUUUUCUUUUUAUGCCAAAAAAUGUUUGUC